GGUUUUUCUUCUUCUGCACCUAAAUAUACGCCCAGAAAAUUCCUCUGGUCACCAAACCAAACCAAAACCUACGCUUUCUUUGAAAAUUCUGAAAGGAAACGAUAAGGGUUUCGAUAAAAAUCAUUCCUUUUUGACUCAAAAGACGCGUUUCUCACAUUUUUUGGCGUUUCUUCUCUGGGUUUGUUUUGUCUCUGGACAAAGACGAUCACGGGUUUGUACCUCUUCGUGUGUACGCGUGUGUCUUGGAUUUUGCGAAGAGGGUUUGGAGUAUCGUUUUGUUUGUGUGGAUACGAAGCGAUUUUCUCGUGUUCUUCACUUGUUUGAAGGAUCUCGUUGUGCUUUGAUUGAUCCCAGAUUACGACUCGCGGUGUUACGCAUAGCAGGUUCCUGGCUUCUCUACUGUCAGGAGGGGCCUUGAGUCUUUGGAGUUACCACAGUAGAGAGAAACCCAGUGGGUGACUUUUGAAACCCCUUCUUUAUCGAGUGCUACACAUUUUCGCUGUGAAGCUACAAUCAGAAGACAUGGGAAUAUUUUCGCGCAGGUCAAGAUCUUGUCUCUCUCUUUUUGACGAAUGUGGUUGGUCUUUCAAGAGGUGCAGAGAACCUUAGUCAAAUUUUGUUCUUGUUAUUUCAGUUCAAUUAGUAGGAAAUCAAAAGAUGGAAUGAAGAUCAUCGCAACAGCAUUUUUUGGAGUAACUUUCGGCUUUCUGAUUGGAAUAUCUUUUCCAUCUUUAUCAAUCACUAAGGUGAGUCUCCCAACAAACUUUCUUCCUUCAAACGAUCUCUCAUCUAUCGAGGAAAAGGGUUCGAAAAUUGCAACUCCAGAAAGUCAUAAAGCUUGGUCAUCAUCAAAGGGUAACGAUAGCAGCUCAUCAGUUCCAAUCGACAAAUCAAAGAUCUGGGUUCCUUCAAAUCCUCGUGGUGCUGAAAUGUUGCCACCGGGUAUGGUUGCUGCUGAAUCAGACUUCUAUUUGCGCAGAUUAUGGGGGUUACCGCAGGAGGAUUUGACCAGUGAACCAAGAUACCUCGCAACAUUUACAGUGGGUAUUAAUCAGAAAGCAAAUAUUGAUGCUUGUGUCAAGAAGUUUUCAGAAAACUUCACUAUUGUCCUGUUUCACUAUGACGGCCAAGUAACCGAGUGGGAUGAGUUUGAAUGGUCGAAGACUGCUAUACACAUUAGCGUGCGAAAGCAGACAAAAUGGUGGUAUGCAAAAAGGUUUUUGCACCCUGAUAUUGUAGCACGAUAUGAUUAUAUCUUCAUCUGGGAUGAAGACCUUGGGGUCGAGCAUUUUAACGCAGAAGAGUACAUAAAGAUGGUGAAGAAGCAUGGCCUGGAGAUUUCCCAACCUGGCUUGGAACCAAACCAGGGAUUAACGUGGCAGAUGACAAAGAGAAGAGGAGAUAUGGAAGUCCAUAAGAUAACAGAAGAAAGACCUGGAUGGUGCUCAGAUCCUCAUCUCCCUCCAUGUGCUGCAUUCGUUGAGAUCAUGGCUCCUGUAUUUUCAAGAAACGCCUGGCGAUGUGUGUGGCACGUGAUCCAGAAUGAUUUGGUUCACGGAUGGGGCCUUGACUUUGCACUCAGAAGAUGUGUUGAGCCUGCACAUGAGAAGAUAGGAGUAGUAGAUUCUCAGUGGGUAGUUCAUCAAUCUUUUCCUUCCCUUGGCAAUCAAGGUGAGGCAACGGACGGGAAAGCGCCAUGGCAAGGGGUAAGAGAUAGAUGCAAAAAGGAAUGGACAAUGUUCCAGAGUAGAAUGGCUAACGCAGAGAAGGAUUAUUUCAAAUCCUUACAAGUAGAAGGCUCCUCAAAUUCAACAGCAACAACUAUUUAAAAUAGGAGAGAACUUUAAGUAGCCACAAGCUGACAGAUUCAGUUUUACUAGUGCGAUCUUGCAUUUACAUAUAGAGUUCUGUAUAUGUUACCCAUCACUACAAAAUCAUCACCACCUUCCAUCGAAUAAAACAAAAAAGAUGAAUGUUUUGAUCCAGUAUAAAGCACUUGAGUAUAUCAAGAUCCAUUAUAAAAAAAAACUUGUGCAUCUA
Molecule: messenger RNA, 2040 nt
Organism: Arabidopsis lyrata subsp. lyrata
Lineage: Eukaryota; Viridiplantae; Streptophyta; Magnoliopsida; Brassicales; Brassicaceae
Exons: 14
Coding region: 573-1829 (418 amino acids)
Source: RefSeq, a predicted model, not a curated record